Messenger RNA from Alternaria atra, 2379 nucleotides. RefSeq lists its product as uncharacterized. Gene Ontology annotation, biological process: nuclear-transcribed mRNA catabolic process, nonsense-mediated decay. The record is from RefSeq and is a predicted model, not a curated record. The coding region runs from base 1 to 2379 and encodes 792 amino acids. NCBI's taxonomy places the organism in Eukaryota, Fungi, Ascomycota, Dothideomycetes, Pleosporales, Pleosporaceae. The transcript has 3 exons. Gene Ontology annotation, cellular component: telomerase holoenzyme complex. Gene Ontology annotation, molecular function: protein binding; telomeric repeat DNA binding; telomerase RNA binding.
AUGGAUACCGGCGAAUUUGUGCAGACGAAGUUCGCUCAGGCGCUGAAGACUCAGGGCCCGACCUUUAAGGCUCACACCUGCCCUUAUCCGGGUCAUGAGGGGCGUGUCUUUUCAAAUGCUGAACAGCUGCAUGACCACGGAAGAGUUGACCAUCGCGCCGACUUUGAAGGUCUGAGUCCACGUCAAGUACGAGAUAAAUUUCGCGAGCUAGGUCUUAGAUUCAAGAGAUCCGAUCAUUCGUCGGCCGCGACUGCGGGAGAUCGGUCAGCGCCUGAUAUCGGUGGCCUCACUAUAGAUUCUCCAAAGGGUUCGCGACAAAAUUCACCGCCCUCUGGAAGGAAGCGACCAGCAGAGCACGAGUUUACCAGCCCUAGGGGAAAGGGUCCCUCUCCUGUGGAAGUGGCUGAUCCAGAUUACUCAAGGCAGAUUCCACAUACCGUUAUUUCAGAUCGAACAAGGCCAAGACCACAAGAUGCACGCCUUUUUGAUCCUAAGCAUAGCACUAGAGGUACCUCCUCUGCGUACCAGACCACGCCGGAGCCCUCCAGUGAAUGGUCGGUCGAAGCUACGAAGAGUAGUCAACCCCAAUCACCUGCUCGGACAAGCCAACGAUCUAUUCCUAAACCCCAGCAGUCACAACGCCAGCCGGGCCUCAUCGAGCUUCAACGCUAUGAUCCUCGGUACCCUGGUCUAUUAUUGCAGCCCGACAGUAGACCUAUAUCACAGGAGCAACUUGCAUCUGAAGUGAAAUCUAUCUAUGCAGGAUUAACCAUGGUGGAGACAAAGUGUAUACAUGUCGAUCGCGCACAAGCUGCAGCUGCACAAGACAGCGAUACCAAGCUUGCGUCCGAUCAUUGGCAAGCUUUAAUCGCGCUUCAUCGUACGCUCUUACACGAGCAUCACGAUUUUUUCUUAGCUAGUCAGCACCCUUCCGCAUCACCGGCUCUCCGGCGUCUUGCGGCUAAGUAUUCCAUGCCUGCUCGUAUGUGGAAGCAUGGGAUCCAUUCUUUUUUGGAGUUACUGCGGAGGCGUCUUCCUGACAGUAUCGAUUACAUGCUGGCGUUUAUUUAUUUGGCGUAUCAGAUGAUGGCGUUAUUAUACGAAACCGUUCCGGCUUUUGAGGACACAUGGAUCGAAUGCCUUGGAGAUCUUGGACGCUACCGGAUGGCCAUUGAAGACGAGGAUGUUCGCGAUCGUGAGACCUGGGCAGGUGUUGCGCGCUCUUGGUAUACCAAGGCUGCUGAUAAGAACCCUACAGUAGGCCGACUGUAUCAUCAUUUGGCCAUUCUGGCACGGCCCAAUGCUCUCCAGCAGAUGUAUUACUAUUCCAGGUCUUUGACUUGCGUUAAGCCAUUCCAGAGCGCGCGGGAGUCUAUCUUGACUUUGCUGGACCCGAUCCUUGGUCGUGCAGGCGCAACUCUUACACAUGCUCUCGCAAUCGACACCAACUUUAUCAAGGCACACGGCCUGCAAUUCGAGGAAUACUCAGUGCCUGAGGAUAAGAGAGGCCAGUCACCUUCAGUCGAUUUCACAAAUGCAAAGGCAGAGUACAUCGGAAAUCUCGACAACCACAUUGGUCGUGUGACAGCGAAGUGGAAGGAGCAGGGUGUGUACAUUGCAGUGACCAAUAUUGCUGGUUGGUUCGCUUAUGGGCAGGACGACAACAUCCUACGUCAGGUUUUCCUGACUCAGAUCUGCGAGAAGGCGGAAGAAUCUCCAGGAAGCGUUAUUGAAGAUAAGAUCCGAACUGCCUCUACAGCUGACCAACAGAAUCCAACAAAGCCAUCUAUCGCGAAGGACAACCUCGAAAAGGAAGUUGUCAAAUUUGUCAACCAAGACAGUUUCAAGAACGCCAGAGGCCUUUCCAACGACACAUUCGCGCUGGUACUCCGGCGUAUUGGGGAUAAGAAUGUGUUUCCUCACGUGCACAUCAUGCUCGCUUUCCUUGCGUCUUUUGCUUCCAGUCCCUACGUUCAGAAACUCUUGAAGGAUAUCCCAUGGGCGGAGCUCGUCGCCUUUCUCAAUACGUUAGUCAAAACCGAAAAUCAUAUCCAUAGCCAAACACAGAACCAAACACCAAACAUCGACACGUUGUUCGCCACCGGCUUGUUCCCUGCUGAGGGCGAGAGGAAAGACGAGCUGCCGCUACCCGAGGAUUACCUUGUGAGGGGCUUGAUCUGGGCUCAGGACUACUUUCCAAAAACCUGGUUCGAGAGAGAGCACGAUGAAGAAGAGAGAUAUUUGGAGUUGGCCAGCACCGUGAAGAACCGCAUGGACAGGGUGCUCAGGCUUGGAUAUACGAUUUCUCAGUACAAUCAGUGGAUUUCAUACGACAGAGACACACAUACGUUUGCCGUCAUUGGCACAUCUGCUCAAUGA